Clarias gariepinus (North African catfish) is the source of this 3693-nucleotide messenger RNA. It is a transcript of the gene tp53i11a, whose product is annotated as tumor protein p53 inducible protein 11a. The record is from RefSeq and is a predicted model, not a curated record. The transcript is spliced from 7 exons. Lineage: Eukaryota; Metazoa; Chordata; Actinopteri; Siluriformes; Clariidae. The coding region runs from base 162 to 725 and encodes 187 amino acids.
GAGAGAGAGAGUGUGAGUGAGUGAGUGUAUGAGUGCGAGUGUGUGUGUGAGAGAGAUUUCCCCAUAACGAAAACAACUCGGGAUUGUGUUGUGUUUAUUUCGUGUCUUAAAAGUACAAGAGUGAAGCCGAGCGCAGCGUCUACCUCUUCUUCCCUUACGCCAUGGCCUCCAAACCUCAUCCUCCGCUCAUGAAGAAGCACAGUCAGACCGAUUUAGUGAGCCGCCUCAAGACCCGCAAAAUCCUAGGCGUCGGAGGAGAGGACGAUGAUGGAGAAGUGCACAGAUCAAAGAUCAGUCAGAUGCUGGGCAACGAAAUCAAGUUUGCCGUACGAGAACCCACAGGUCUCAGACUCUGGAUUUUCAUCUCCGCCGUUCUGUUCACAGCUACAGCUUUAGUGGCUCUGGCUUUCCCCAGUCAGCUCUACGAGAUCGUCUUUGAGCUCGCCACCACCAGGAUCUCCAUCAGACUCUACGGAGGAGCUCUUCUGAGUAUCUCGUUAAUUCUGUGGAACGGCCUCUACACAGCAGAGAAAGUCAUCAUACAGUGGACUCUGCUCACCGAAGCGUGCUACUUGGGCGUACAGUUCCUAGUGACGUCCGUCUCGCUCCUGGAGAUGGGGACGCUGUCCAACGGAGCCGCUCUCCUCCUCCUCAGCGACGCCGUCUUCCUCCUCAUCACCCUGUCGUUCUACGGUCAGCUCAGCCGUCGGCCCAAGAAGAUCUGAGGCGCAUCACGUGUGUGUGUGUGUGGGUGUGUGUGUGAGAGAAUAAUGAGAGUAUAAUACUGAGUGCACAUUACAGGAUUUGUCUGUCAUGACAUGUUUACAAGAUCAGUGACUCAGGUCACAUGGGCAGGCGGAGGCAUUGUGUGUGUGUUGGGUUUUUUUGUUAUUACACGAUUAAUCUUCAUAUUUAUUGCAUCUACGGGAACAUUAGGAACAUUUUCAGCUUGGACGCUCAGCACUUAGCAUCACAUUUCCUCCUGAUUAAUGCGCUCAACACCUCGCCACACAAUUUGGCUUCAGUUUUUUCAGACCGAGCAAUAUGGUGGAACUUUAUCAUAAAUGUAUAUAUACUGUAUAUGAGGGCGAGUCAAAAAAUUAACCACGCUCUGGCUACAUUAAAGCUUCUGUCGGCCGCACUGUUUUAUCAGCGCUUUCCGUUCAAGGCCGCUGUCUACCCAGUCACUGACUGAACGCGUUACGUGUUUGAACGUGUUACAUCAUUUAAUUUGUAACUGUGGUGUAAGCAAAAGUGAACGCCCUGCUUGUGAUUUGCACAAAAGAGAAGCAGCGUGCAGAAGUUCGUGUUAUUUUUUUUAUUUAUUUAUUUUUUGUCGUCUGAGGGUGUACCCGCUGGCGAAAAAACUCACGGAAAAUCAUAAACAGAAGUGUUUGGAUAUCUGCAAACAUAGCCUAAUUCUGAGCGAUACUCUAAGGAUGGUGAAAGUGUCUUAAAAAGAAAUCAUUACUGUGACUGGUGACGAGACACGGAUUCAUCACACAAUAUGGAACGGAGACAUCCUCAUUCACCGACCGAGAAAAAGUUAAAAAGUCUAAACCAUCAGCUGGAAAAUCCAUCAACGCUUAUUUUAUUGGACGCAAUUAUUGGAACAUCAUCAGGAGAAAGGUUCAACAAUCAACAGAGCUCGUUACAGUGAGAGCUCGUAAUACCCCUAAGCUUCGUAUUAAAAGCAGCGAGAUCACAGUCAUCCUCAUGACUAUUCACAUCUGUACACAUCUGCCCACACUGUCAACACUCAGGUGUUAAAGCGUCCUCCCUAUAGUCCUGAUCUCACUCUAUCAGACUUUCACCCGCCUGGUCCCCUGAAAGCAGCCCUACGAGGACAGAGGUUCACUUUUGAUGAAGAAAUGAAGACAGCAGUGCAUUCGUGGCUCGCAGCUCAGCAUAAAACAUUUUUAUUCUAGAAAUACGAAAGAACAUUGAAAGUGUGAAAAAUAAUGUUUAGAAAAUUUGUCUUUUCUAAAAGUUCAUUAAAAUAAAUUCCACAGCGAAAGUGAGGAUAAUUUUUGACUCACCCUCAUAUAUCAGUUAUGGAUUUCUCAAUGAUUGCUUUUGUUGGGAAAAUACUACCAAAGAAUAAGAUUAUGACUUUCAAAGAUUUGUUUUUGUUUUUUGUUUUUAACUCAAAGAUUAGAAAAUAAUUAAGGGAUAUUAUGUGGAAAGGGCUGAAGAAUUAAAUUAAAUUCAGAAAUUAAAUUUUGGAUGAAAAAAACUCUUUAAAGAUGAACCAGUUGUUUAGUCGAAUAAGAGGAAAAUAAAACAAAAAGCAUAAACAUCUAAUAAAGAUUAUCAAAAAGCCGUAUUUGUUUAUUUGGUUAUAUACAAUGUUGCGAUAACGUGUGUCUUUCUGAACUGUUACUUUGUAACAGUUUUUUAUUAAAAGUAUUAACUUAUGAAUAAAAAAUACUUCUAGAUAAGCUUUCUUCUUAAAACUUUCUUUUUUUUUUCUCCUCUCGGGAUCUCUCCCCCGGCUCCAAGUGAGAUCUGUUUUUAGCAUUAGCUCUUAAACACUAGACUUUUUGUCCUAAUUCUACUUCAUCCAGCUGAGUGUUUCUGUACUCGGUAACGCACAGACGCACAAACUCAACUAAUAGGAUGUCAUUUCACACACAAGGACGCAUCGCUAAAUUACAUCAUGCUUUACUUUUUUUUUUUUUUUUUUUAAACAUGUUUCGUAUUUGUCCAAAGUUUCAUUUCUUGGUCUUGAACAGAAUAAUUCGAGACCGAUUCACGUAGAUGCAAUAAGAAGACACAGUCUCUAGAAAUAAGAAAAACACAUACACAUAUUACAAACUCUUUGGACCAAAAAAAUAAAAGGAGUUGCAUCCAAAAACAACAGUGCUUUAUAUUGUGAUGUUGAGAUUUCAUGCUUUAGCUUUGAGCGAAACUCAAUACUGACUCUCCUGCGUUCCAAACUGACGAUCUGUUCAUUGAACCACUUUGACGGUUCUGUUAAAUCAGUAACGCCUCCUUUUUUUUUUUUUGCCACACAACUUUUUGCACCCAUCCAAGUAAAAAUGGGUGCUAAAACUUAUUGGAACUCAAAACAUUCCUAGCUUUCUGACUUUACAAAAUUAAAAGAGAGCCGAAACCAAGUAUUAAAUGAGACUUAUUUUUCCCCUUUGAGACGCUUCACGAGACUAAAAUAAAACCUGUCUUUAUGCCGCACAGUCCAUUUCCAGACAGAUGUUUCUUUAUCACUUCCUUUUUUAAAUACUAAUUUUAAAUACAUUGUGUAAUCCUGUACUGUGUGCUCAGUUUAUUACGGCUGUUUUUACACUUGGCGUAUUUAUUUUUACCCCCAGCGCGUGCUUGUCAUGUUAUCCCGCAGGAAUCAGCUGAUUUUAAAAGGCGCUGAUAAAGAUGUUUUUUGUUUAUUUCGGUCACAUUAGCGCUCUCAAAAGUUAAAACAAAUUGUGUGUGUGUGGAGAAGCAACAUGCUGGUGGUACAGCGAAGACAAACAACCUUCCCAUCUUUCUUAUUGCAUCUGAUUACAGAGCGAGCUGAGGCCAAGUGUGAAAACAACCUGUGUGUGUGUGUGUGUGCGCGCGCGCGCUUUCUGACUCGCACGACAUUCAUGGUUUACCGUAGCUCUUCUAUCAGGACCAAACGCAGUCUUGUACGAGUUGUGUAGCACUUCGCCUGUAUGGACACUUUCAGUUUCAUGU